This is a messenger RNA of Rhododendron vialii, 2446 nucleotides long. RefSeq names its product sulfate transporter 3.1-like. NCBI's taxonomy places the organism in Eukaryota, Viridiplantae, Streptophyta, Magnoliopsida, Ericales, Ericaceae. The transcript has 12 exons. Gene Ontology annotation, molecular function: secondary active sulfate transmembrane transporter activity. Gene Ontology annotation, biological process: transmembrane transport. The coding region runs from base 211 to 2181 and encodes 656 amino acids. The record is from RefSeq and is a predicted model, not a curated record. Gene Ontology annotation, cellular component: membrane.
CACUCUAGCUUCAAAUUAAACCUUCCAUCUCUCUCUCUCUCUCUCUCUCUCUCUCUCUCUCUCUCUCUCUCUCUCUCUCUCUCUCCAUUGCAACAAAUCUGCUAUCAUAUCCAACACACACAAAUUAACCUCCUCUCUCUAGAAAAAAAAAAAAAAUACUACUAAACCAACAUCUAUACGCACACUAACAGCUAGCUUACCAUACAAAAAAUGGGAAACGCGGACAACGUGUACCCAGAUAAGAACGCAGAGCGCGCGCACCGCGUCGCAAUCCCUCCGCCGCAACCCUUUCUGAAGUCAUUCACGGCCUCCAUGAAGGAGACCUUCUUCCCCGACGACCCGCUCCGGCAGUUCAAGAACCAGCCACCCUCUCGGAAACUCAUACUGGGCCUCCAGUACGUCCUGCCAAUCCUCGAAUGGGCCCCGCGUUACAGUCUCCAGUUUCUGAAAGCCGACCUCAUCGCCGGCAUCACCAUCGCCAGCCUCGCCAUCCCCCAGGGGAUCAGCUACGCCAAGCUAGCCAACUUGCCACCAAUUCUUGGCCUGUAUUCGAGCUUUGUUCCUCCUUUGGUAUAUGCAAUGAUGGGAAGUUCGAGAGAUUUGGCCGUCGGGACGGUCGCCGUUGCAUCGCUACUCACAGCUUCUAUGCUGGGGAAUGCAGUGAAUGCUAAUGAGAAUCCCACACUCUAUCUUCAUUUGGCUUUCACCGCAACGUUCGUCGCCGGAGUUCUUCAAGCUUCUUUGGGUAUCUUAAGGUUAGGGUUUAUAGUGGAUUUCCUAUCGCAUGCAACGAUAGUGGGGUUCAUGGCAGGAGCAGCCACGGUGGUGUGCCUUCAACAGCUGAAAGGUAUUCUUGGGCUUGAGCACUUCACCCAUGGGACCGAUCUCAUCUCCGUCAUGCGUUCUGUCUUCACCCAAACCCAUAAGUGGAGGUGGGAAAGUGCUGUAUUGGGAUGCUGUUUCCUCUUUUACCUCCUCCUCGCUAGAUACUUUAGCAAGAAACGAUCGAAUCUCUUUUGGAUAUCGGCGAUGGCACCGUUGACGUCUGUUAUCUUCGGAAGCCUGCUUGUUUAUCUCACCCACGCUGAAAAUCAUGGUGUUCAAGUGAUAGGACAAUUGAAGAAGGGGAUAAAUCCUCUGUCGAUAACGCAUCUAGCGUUUGGGUCACCGUAUAUGUCAACGGCCAUCAAAACUGGCAUAGUUACGGGUGUCAUCGCUCUCGCUGAAGGGAUUGCAGUGGGCAGAAGCUUUGCCAUGUUCAAGAAUUACCACAUUGAUGGAAACAAAGAGAUGAUUGCUUUUGGGAUGAUGAACAUUGCCGGUUCCUGCACCUCUUGCUAUCUCACCACAGGGCCGUUUUCCCGGUCAGCAGUGAACUUCAACGCAGGGUGCAAAACGGCCAUGUCCAACAUUGUCAUGGCAAUCGCAGUCAUGAUCACGUUGUUAUUCCUGACGCCAUUGUUCCAUUACACUCCCAUCGUGGUGCUGUCGUCGAUAAUAAUCGCGGCAAUGCUGGGGCUAAUAGACUACGAAGCAGCAAUCCAUCUUUGGCACGUCGACAAGUUUGACUUCAUGGUGUGCAUGGGUGCUUUCGUUGGCGUGGUUUUCGGCAGCGUUGAGAUUGGUCUAGUUGUCGCGGUUGGAUUAUCUCUGCUUAGAGUGCUACUGUUCGUGGCGAGGCCAAGGACCAUGGUACUGGGAAACAUCCCAGAUUCUGUGAUCUACAGAAGUGUUGAUCAAUACCCAAAUGCCAAUAAUGUUCCCGGAAUUCUCAUACUUGAGAUGAAUGCUCCGAUUUACUUCGCCAAUUCAAGCUACUUGAGAGAAAGGAUUUCGAGGUGGAUAGAUGAGGAGGAAGACAGGCUAAAAUCCUCUGGGGACACCAGCUUGCAGUAUGUGGUACUUGACAUGGGCGCGGUAGGAAACAUCGAUACAAGUGGAAUAAGCAUGUUUGAAGAGCUCAAGAAGAGUACUGAGAGAAGAGGCCUCAAGCUCGUACUUGCCAAUCCGGGAGGUGAGGUGAUGAAGAAGCUGAACAAGUCGAAGUUCAUCGACUUGUUAGGCCAAGAAUGGAUCUAUCUUACUGUGGGAGAGGCUGUUGGAGCUUGCAACUUCAUGCUUCACACCAGCAAACCAAAAACAGUGGCUGCAGAUUCAGAGGCAGGGAGCGACAACGUCUGAGUUAACAGUGAACCAAUUACGUCGACUAAUAAGCCAUUCGAAUGCAACAGUUAUUUGGCUUGUUGAAACAAAAGAGAAAUCUGUCAUACUAAUUCCUCUGGCUUGUGAUUAAGUUGGGAGAUUUGAGGUCUUCCAAUAUGGUGUGAUCUGUAGAACAUGUAAUUUGUAGGAUAUGCGUUGUAUACUUGAAAGUAUAAAGAGGUCGUGACCUGACUUGGGGUUGCUUAACGAAUCAAGUUAUUCGAGUGUGAACUCGUGUUCGUUA